Molecule: messenger RNA, 2240 nt
Organism: Oryza sativa Japonica Group (Japanese rice)
Lineage: Eukaryota; Viridiplantae; Streptophyta; Magnoliopsida; Poales; Poaceae
Source: RefSeq, a predicted model, not a curated record
UUGGGGCCUCCACUUGAUUGUUCUUUCUUGCUCAAAUGCCGGCCUGUGUUGGCGGCUAGCUAGCUUCUUCUUCUUCUUCUUCUUCACAUUGACCAUUUCCUCGCCUCUCAACACUCUUAUUCAACCAUAAAAUCAAUCCAACUCCAGCUAAUUCCUGCGCAAGCUUGCUGCAGCUGCAGUCUUCUGUGGUUUUGCAGGGUGAAGCAGAUGAGAAUCUUGCUGCAGCUGAAGCAAAUGAGGUUCUUGAUCAUGGCAGCCAUCAGGUGGGUGGUUCUUGCAUACAUUGUCGUCAUCGGAUGCGCCACUAUUGCGCGUGGCGAUGAGCAGCCACUGUCGAGGAUUGCGAUCGAGAGGGCGACGGUUGCUGCUGUUGAUUCAGCCAGCGUGAAGGCUCAACCGACAGUUCUUGGCCUGAAGGGUCAAAGUAGUGAUUGGGUGGUGGUUGAAUUCUCCCAUCCGAAACCCUCCAACGACGAUUGGAUUGGUGUCUUUUCUCCUUCUGGAUUCAGCUCUGAAAUAUGCCAACCUGAAUACUAUGGAGACCUCCCACCCUAUCUGUGUACAUCACCUAUCAAGUUCCAGUAUGCAAAUUUCAACAAUGCUGACUACAACAGAAGUGGCAAGGGAUUGCUGAGGCUGCAAUUGAUCAACCAGAGAGAAGACUUCUCAUUCGCGCUCUUUUCGGGAGGCCUUUCUGCUCCAAAGCUGAUUGCUAUCUCAAACAAAGUAUCGUUCCAGAAUCCGAAGGCACCCGUCUAUCCUCGGUUAGCACAGGGGAAAUCUUGGAAUGAAAUGACAGUCACAUGGACAAGUGGAUACAGCAUUAAGGAAGCUAUACCAUUUGUCGAAUGGGGUCAUAAAGGCGGAAACCAGAUGCUUUCUCCUGCUGGAACGUUGACAUUCAGCAGAAAUAGCAUGUGUGGUUCACCUGCACGGACAGUCGGAUGGCGUGAUCCUGGAUACAUUCAUACAAGUUUCUUGAAGGAAUUGUGGCCUGAUUCCUUAUACACUUACAGGCUUGGUCACAGACUACUAGAUGGUACUCACAUUUGGAGCAAGUCUUACAGCUUCCGAGCAUCUCCUUAUCCCGGACAAGAUUCUGUGCAACGUGUCGUGAUCUUCGGAGACAUGGGAAAGGCAGAAAUAGAUGGUUCUGAUGAGUAUGGAAACUAUGAGCAAGCCUCCUUAUACACUACCAACCAGCUAAUCAAGGAAUUGGAUAGCAUUGAUAUGGUUAUCCACAUUGGAGACCUUUCAUAUGCCAAUGGCUAUUUGUCGCAGUGGGAUCAGUUCACACAGCAGAUAGAGCCGAUCGCUUCAACUGUGCCUUACAUGAUUGGCAGUGGUAAUCAUGAGAGAGAUUGGCCUGGAAGCGGGUCAUUCUAUGGACACAACGAUUCUGGUGGCGAAUGUGGGGUCCCUACUCAGACCAUGUUCUAUGUCCCAGCUGAGAACAGGGCAAAAUUAUGGUACUCGACAGACUAUGGCAUGUUCAGAUUUUGCAUAGCUGAUACUGAACAGGACUGGAGACCAGGAACUGAGCAGUAUAAGUUCAUCGAGCAAUGCCUGUCGUCGGUCGACAGGUCGAAGCAACCAUGGCUCAUCUUCCUUGCACAUCGGGUUCUUGGAUACUCAUCUGCGAGUUGGUAUGAGAUCAUGAUGGGAUCAUAUGGUGAACCAAUGGGCCGAGAUGGUCUCGAGGAACUCUGGCAGAAGUACAAGGUUGAUCUCGCAGUUUUCGGUCAUAUACACAGCUAUGAGCGCACUUGCCCCAUUUAUCAGAACCGAUGUGUCCAGGAUGGCUCAAACCUUUACACCGGUCAAUUCAAUGCGACUACUCAUGUAAUUGUGGGAGGAGGCGGCGCGAUGCUCUCUCCCUUCAGAGCCACUGUACCCUAUUGGAGCUUCUUCAGGGACUACGACUUUGGGUUCUCGAAGCUCACUGCACUCAACCACUCUACGCUUCUGUUCGAGUACAAGAAGAGCCGGGAUGGAAAGGUCUAUGACCACUUCACCAUCUCGCGUGAUUACCGAGAUAUCAUGGCAUGCUCAAUUGAUAACUGCCCAAGAACCACCUUGGCAGUAUGAACAGCCUCCACUAGUUCAUUGUCAUUAUCUUUGUGAAGUGUUAGUAUGUGCUGAAGCAUAUAUGCUAAGCAUUGUACUGUUUGACACUGGAUUAUCUAGUGAUAUAGUGACAGUGGAGCUGGAAUAAACCAUCCAAUCAGCCAAAGUCUGAA